AAAUACUCUCUUUCAGGUUUUGGUAGAAGGCAAAGCUGGGUCUAGAACAGCGAUUCUCAACCGAUCCUCAGCUCUCAAUGCUCUCAAUACUUCAAUGGCGGCUAGAUUGCAGAAACUGUACAAAUCCUGGGAAGAUACCCUGAUAUUGGUUUUGUUGCAAUGAAGGGCAGCGGUAGGGCCUUUCGUGCUGGUGGAGACAUCGUUUCUCUUUAUCAUUUGAUAAAUAGAGGGAAUUUAGAAGACUGCAAGCAAUUUUUUAGGACAGCAUACACAUUGGUAUACAUAAUCGGUACUUAUUUGAAGCCACAUGUGGCCCUAUUAAAUGGCAUUGCAAUGGGUGGUGGUGCUGGAGUGUCAAUCCCUGGGACAUUCCGUGUAGCAACUGAUAAAACUGUUUUUGCUACCCCUGAAACUUUAGUUGGCUUUCACCCUGAUGCUGCGGCAUCCUUUUACCUCUCACAUCUACCAGGUCACUUGGGUAUGUUUUUUAGGUUUUUCAGGAUAUUUUACUUUAUUUAUCAACGACUUGAAUAUUGCUAG
Ziziphus jujuba (common jujube) is the source of this 540-nucleotide messenger RNA. Its product is annotated as 3-hydroxyisobutyryl-CoA hydrolase-like protein 1, mitochondrial. Gene Ontology annotation, biological process: L-valine catabolic process. Gene Ontology annotation, molecular function: 3-hydroxyisobutyryl-CoA hydrolase activity. Lineage: Eukaryota; Viridiplantae; Streptophyta; Magnoliopsida; Rosales; Rhamnaceae. The transcript is spliced from 6 exons. The record is from RefSeq and is a predicted model, not a curated record. The coding region runs from base 160 to 540 and encodes 126 amino acids.